Molecule: messenger RNA, 1276 nt
Organism: Rhinichthys klamathensis goyatoka
Lineage: Eukaryota; Metazoa; Chordata; Actinopteri; Cypriniformes; Leuciscidae
Gene: gch1
Product: GTP cyclohydrolase 1
Exons: 6
Coding region: 125-880 (251 amino acids)
Biological process (GO): tetrahydrobiopterin biosynthetic process; tetrahydrofolate biosynthetic process
Cellular component (GO): cytoplasm
Molecular function (GO): GTP binding; zinc ion binding; GTP cyclohydrolase I activity
Source: RefSeq, a predicted model, not a curated record
AAGAGUAUAAUAACCGUUGAACUUCACUCAAGUCUUUUUCGUUACACCUUAAACAGUGUUUUAAAAACAGAUAGUAGCAUUAAAACCGACUUUGAGGAACCCAAGCUGUCACUUUCAGGUAAUCAUGGAUCGCCCCAAACAGAAACAAAUGAAUCAAAGUGAUAAUGAAACAGAUGCCGCGAUCAAUGGACACUUUGACAGCCGGGUGAAGAUGCCCGGAUGGCGCGCCGGUGGUGCCGCCGGGGACCCGAGCACCGUGCCGUCUCCCAGCGUGAUGGAGAGCUGGCGGGAAGAGCGCACUCGCAGUCUGGAAGACAACGAAAUGAGCCUGCCGAGCAUCGCCGCGGCGUACACCACUAUCCUCAGGGGUCUCGGGGAAGACCCGCAGCGACAGGGGCUGCUCAAAACUCCGUGGAGAGCCGCCACAGCCAUGCAGUUCUUCACCAAGGGGUAUCAGGAAAAAAUCAUUGAUGUCCUGAAUGACGCAAUCUUUGAUGAAGACCAUGACGAGAUGGUGAUCGUGAAGGAUAUCGACAUGUUUUCCAUGUGUGAACACCAUUUAGUUCCCAUUUUUGGCCGGGUGCAUAUAGGUUACCUUCCAAACAAGAGGGUUCUUGGUCUGAGUAAAUUAGCACGGAUUGUUGAGAUAUACAGCAGGAGAUUGCAAGUUCAAGAGCGUCUAACUAAACAGAUUGCGGUCGCCAUCACUGAAGCUCUACAGCCUGCUGGCGUCGGAGUGGUUGUUGAAGCCACUCACAUGUGUAUGGUUAUGCGAGGCGUCCAGAAGAUGAACAGCAAGACUGUGACCAGCACCAUGCUGGGCGUUUUCCGCGAGGACCCCAAGACACGGGACGAGUUCCUGACCCUGAUCCGGAGCUGAUCUCUCCACUGCCAAAACGCCUCCUCUCUGGUCCUGCCUCCGGACGAGGCCCUGCUGCUGUGUAACAGAGUGUCCCACCCGCCUCGGUAACACCAUCUCUUCUCUAUCGCCUGUGUGUGUGUGUGUGUGUGUUUCAUUGAUUAAGGUUUUGUGCCGGUUUAGUCAGUCGAGCUGCGGGAGCCUCUGUUGACGGGACUGCGGCUGUUGCUGUUACAUGGAAGCAUUAUGUUUUGAAGGACGUUCUAGAUUAGCACACUUUAACCUCUCUAAACUAACAAGCACCAAAGCCACCAAAAUUUGUUUACAUCCCUUUCCGGUCGGGUCACUUUUGCGCUCUAUUAAACGCAAUUGAGUUGGCAGACAUACACAACAAAGCAGUUUUAUUUUCACGCUUUU